AUGUCUGCGGAACUCUGUUUUGCGGGGUUUUUCUUGGGCUCUGGCGUCUCUCCAACCACACUCGUUGUCCUUGUCAUUCUAGCCUUUCCCUGCACAUCAUUUCCCCGUAUACCCUUUCCUCCACCAGCAAUCAUCAAGAUGCGUUUCACGAGCACUGCUGCUGUCCUGGCCCUGGCCACCCUGGCCACCGCCGCUCCCGAGCACUCGCACCACACGACGACGUCGUGCACCGCUCACCACCACACGCGCCCUCACCCCUCGGUCUUGACGGCUCACCACGAGCACUCGACUUCUUGCACGUUGACCAAGAGCAAGCACCACCACCACCACUCGAGCUCGACCUGCACCUCGUCGCACAAGAGCAAGCACACGGGCGGCAGCAUGUCGGCUCACCACCACCACCACCACUCGACCACGACUCCUUGCACCAAGGAGAAGCACCACCACCACCACCACUCGACCACCUCUUGCCCCCAUGGUAAGCCCACCACUCCUUGCCCCUCUGGCAAGCCCACCUCUGGCAAGCCGUUCCACCACAAGCACACCAGUGCCAUGGAGCCUCACCACCCGCACUACAGCCAGAGCCGUGACGACCAUCCGGCGAAGCCCUCGCCCACCUGGGGCAACUCGGGCAGCGGCAUGGGCGGCUACAACGGCAACAACAACGGCAACAACAACAAUGACAACAACAACAACAACGCCAACAACAACAAUGCCAACAACAACAAUGCCAACAACAACAACAACUACAACAAGGGCGAAAUGCCCGGCAAGCCUACCCCCGCCGUCGUCAAGACUGGCGCGGGCGCCAAGGUCGGCCCCCAGGCUGCCGCCGCCCUCGUUGGCGCUGCUGCCCUCUUCGCCGCCCUGUAA
Molecule: messenger RNA, 873 nt
Organism: Cordyceps militaris CM01
Lineage: Eukaryota; Fungi; Ascomycota; Sordariomycetes; Hypocreales; Cordycipitaceae
Exons: 2
Coding region: 1-873 (290 amino acids)
Source: RefSeq, a predicted model, not a curated record